GCGCAGUUACGCAAAAGCUGAUAUCUGAUAUUUGAGGGCUUGCAAAUGCAAAAGUUUCCACUGAGGAUGUUAAGUCACUUUCGUAUAGCAGAAAAAAAAAACCUUCAGGAAACCAUGACGCAGUCGGAGGGCUGAGCUCCUCUCAGAAAGAAGGGAGUUUGCGUUUUUCUGACGGGGUUAUUUCUUCAAGACGCAACAGCAGCGAGAGUCUGGAGAGCGGUGACUUUUACAUUGUGCUCGUGUUCUGCUAAAGAAAAAUAUAAAAACAAACCAAAAAAAAAAAGACAAAGAUGAGAGUGAUCCUGUUCCUCGUUAUCUGCUGCCUCGCCUUACAUAACGGGAAGGGAACGCCUAAAACUGCUGUGUAUAAGUUUGUGAGAUGUAACCCUGAGGGCAACCAGGCCAACUGUGUGACUCUACAAAGUCCACAAAUGGAGUGGAGUCCAGAACUACCGGCCAAACUGCCUGCCUCAACGGCACAGUAUCUAGAGGCAGAGCCUGUGGAGGAGGAACUUCCAGAGGGGGAGGAGGGAGAGGAGGAAGAACCGAUGAUGGGUCAAGAGGGAGAGUUGCCAGAGUACGACUACGGUUCUGGACAGUAUGAGGGCUCCGGAGCUGAAGGUUGGCCCAUGGCAGACAUGGGCAUUACUGCUGCUGAAAGUGAGACAGGCUCAGGCGAGACCUGGACAGAGGAAAACGUGAAGCUGAACAAAGAUGGAAACAUGAUGAGGCGGUUGUUCCCGAGCAGGUCUCUGGUUGGUGUGGCAAAACCAGCAGAGCAUGAGCUGAGAGAAGACAACCUUCUGCAGCUGUAGACUGCACAGCAACCCACUAACACACACGCACACACACACACAUGAACACACUCACACGCAGACACACACAUGCACACACGCACACACAGUUGGAACCAAGGCUAGCAUCUAUUUUGUUUUCAUCCUGUCUCUUCAUAUAGUAAAACAAACAUUGCAUCGCCACCUGGUGGUUGCUCUGAGAUCGACAAGGGCCAAACACAGUAUACUGUAUAUUUGUAUUUGCAGUGCUAUUGAUGGGAAUUAUUCUCUUCAGGUUUAAAAAGGGAGAGUGCAAACAAUGCAAAAGUAACUGCCAAAGUAAAAGAAUGGUCUGCAUACAUGAGACGUAAACACACUUUAAUUAAGUUUAAGUUGGCUGUGACUCGUACUUGUGCUUUCUUGUGGAGAGGACGUGUAAGUUGGGCAAUGCAAAAAUGCAAAAAAUCUAAAUAUGCCGAAACCUGCCUUCAAAAUUGUUGUAAUACCAGUGCAAUAAGAUGAUGCCACGCAGUGCUCACUCUGUGCAGCUGUGGUUCCAAAGCUUUUUUUGUUUAUGGAGCCACGAGGCCUGUGUUCCUUUAAGACACGCCAAAGACUUAUUUAUAUUAUUCAAUCCCUUUUUCUGUAAAGUGUUGUGACACUUCACACUUUUCCGCAGGAGGGUUAUGGAACCUAUUUUGGGAACUUUUGUUCUGCUCACGUUUAAAAAAAGAGCAUCUUGCAAACCCAAAUCCCUCAGGAAUGGAUUUAUGCAAUCCUAACCACUGUGAGCUGGAAUAUAUUCAAAAUAUGGAAUGUGCACAUGGAUGCACUUCACCGUGCUCUGCAUUGUCUAAUUUGCAUUUGAAAUACUUCUAUCAAUAAAGGAUUUAUAACAAGA
Acanthopagrus latus (yellowfin seabream) is the source of this 1674-nucleotide messenger RNA. It is a transcript of the gene srgn, whose product is annotated as serglycin. The record is from RefSeq and is a predicted model, not a curated record. Lineage: Eukaryota; Metazoa; Chordata; Actinopteri; Spariformes; Sparidae. The coding region runs from base 291 to 815 and encodes 174 amino acids. The transcript is spliced from 4 exons.